Linderina pennispora is the source of this 2063-nucleotide messenger RNA. RefSeq lists its product as uncharacterized. Gene Ontology annotation, molecular function: RNA binding. The annotation marks the transcript as partial. The record is from RefSeq and is a predicted model, not a curated record. NCBI's taxonomy places the organism in Eukaryota, Fungi, Kickxellomycota, Kickxellomycetes, Kickxellales, Kickxellaceae. Gene Ontology annotation, biological process: maturation of SSU-rRNA from tricistronic rRNA transcript (SSU-rRNA, 5.8S rRNA, LSU-rRNA). Gene Ontology annotation, cellular component: nucleolus; intracellular anatomical structure. The transcript has 18 exons.
GAGGAGAGCAGCGAAGAAGAGGACAGCGAAAGCGAUGCGGAGGAGGAGGAGGAUUCGAAUAUGGUGUCCGACGAAUUUGACAGCUCUGCGUCAGAGAGCGAUUCAGAUGAAGACCAAGCCGCCACCGACGCUCCUGCUGUUCCUGAGCCCGAAAAAGAGAAGGAGUAUUACACCGGCAGCAUGCUGAAGCCCCUGCUCGUCAGUCCGUCAGAGAACACGGGCGCAUUCUACGUCACGCGCAUGAAGCUGCCCAUCAUGGAGGCUAUCACGGAGAACCCAGUCAUCACCACACAGGCCGGGUACGGCGACCCGAACUCGCAGAACCCAGGCAUGAUCGGAUCACACAGCCGCGGCGGGUGGCGGCUGUCAGCAUGGCGCACCGCGUUGCCGAAGAGCUGGGCAACUACGGCAGCACAGUGGCACACCAGACACGAUGCUUCUGCGCGAGCUGGCCACCGAUUUCCUGCUGACAAAACAUCCUGCUGGGCGUGCUGUCGCGAGUCAACACACGGCUGUUCCCGACUCCACCGCCGGUCAUCAAUGUACAAGCCCGCCAGCACCAGUACGCAUACACUUCAAACCGCCGCACGCCUCUGCCAGGCCAGCACGUCAACGAGGCAAUCCGCAAGGUCGCCAAGAUCCCACACCCGCCUGCCGGAGGGUGGUAUUCUGAUGGACGACUUUGAGAUUGACUCGGAGGAGGACUCGGAGGAGGAAGACGAGCUCAUCAUGGCGGGCCGCAGCUCUUGCUCAGUGAGAACCUGUUUCAAUGCUGCUGCCAAGCCUAAGGCCGAGGGAGGGGACGAGCAGAACCAUCCUGAGCCACUGUAUUGCGCUCCCCCCGCUGGCAGUCGUCUGUGCGUGGUAGCGACCAAUGUUGCCGAGACAUCGAUUACAAUUCCGGGAAUCCGGUACGUGGUUGAUGCCGGACUGGCCAAGGAGAAGACGUACGAUGCGCAGACACAGGUGCAGAAUUUCGACGUGCGCUGGACGAGCCAGGCAUCGGCAAACCAGCGCACAGGUCGUGCUGGCCGUACUGGGCCUGGCCACAGCUACCGCCUGUUCUCCAGCGCAGUGUUCAACGACCAGUUCCCCCGGUUCUCUGUACCCGAGAUCAUGCGGAUGCCAAUUGAGGGUGUCGUGCUGCAGAUGAAGGCCAUGAACCUGGACAACGUCGUCAACUUCCCGUUCCCGACGCCGCCUAACAAGUCUGCGCUGACCAAGGCCGAGCGUCUGCUCACAUGGCUCGGUGCUCUCGACGCCAAGGGCCGGGUUACUGAUCUCGGCCGGUUGAUGUCGGUGUUCCCUGUCGCUCCACGGUUCGCCAAGAUGCUGAUCGUCGGCCAGCAGCACGAGUGCCUGCCCUAUAUCAUUGCUAUUGUCGCAGCCUUGUCUGUCGGAGACCCGUUCCUGAAGGACGGUGAGGUUCCGGAUGAGGACCAGGCAACUGCCGCAGAGAAUCGUAACCUGACCAACGCAGAAGUUGCGGCCAAGGAGCACCGGCGACUCAAGCGCCGGCAGUACUGGCGCACGCAGUCGAAGCUGUCGGGCUCCGACCCCUCCAGCGAUGUGCUCAAGUGGUUGACCGUGGUCGGUGCCUUUGAGUAUGCUGGCGGCACCAAAGAAGUGUGUGAAGAGUACUACGUCCGGCAAAAGGCCAUGAUUGAAAUCCGCAAGCUGCGCGCCCAGCUAACCAACCUGGUGCAGAUGUACUGCCCAGGCGUCGACCUGGCCAUGGAUCCGCAGAUGCCGCCCCACCCUGACGAGGAGUCAAACAAGAAGAAGCGCGGCAUGCAUGCCGUUCCAUAUGUCACCAUGUGGAGCGAGGAGCCCGUGUUUGUGCAUCCCGAGACGAUUGUGUUCUCUGAGCUGCAGCGCACUACGCGGCUGUGGGCCAAGAUUGUCACAAUUGUCAGCGCCAAGUGGCUGGCCACUAUCGGCCAGCCGCUGUGCUCGUUCGGCAACCCGCUGCCGUACCCGCUGCCAAAGUACAACGACGCGCGCGACCACAUGACGUGCUACGUCGAGCCGCGCUUCGGACCAAAGUCCUGGCUGCUGCCAUG